AGCACCAGCACCAAUCUCGCCGCCUUUGAAAGGACUGACAUAGCUGUGCCCUCCAAGAACCACAUAAAUGAAAAAAAGGUCGACAAUUUAAAAAGGCUUGCAAAUCGUAUUUAUGAGGCUUCAAACAUUAGCAUGCUCAAAUUCGUGAAAACUUUGGAAGAACAACAGGAAUCGAUGCAGCAAAAUUUCGCUUUGAACACACAACAGAAAGAAGAACUUGCAAAAGAGCUGGAAAAGAUCAAAAGAAAAACUGUUGAUAAAGUGCAACCAAUGGGAGACUCGAUCGAGGAAAUCAACAGAAGGAGUGGAGUAGCAGACGCACUGUUCCAAGGAGAUAUAAUCCUUUCCAGAGAACAACAGGAACAACUUGCUGCUGAUAUCGGCCAAAGUCGUUCCAAACGGCAGGCAUACAAUGACAAAACUUAUCCUGGUAGAAGAUGGUCAGACGGAGUUCUGUACUACCUCGACCCGGAACUAACUGAGCAGGCCCGAAUGGCCUUCAAGAAAGCAGCACAAUUAUGGAUGGACGAUACGUGUAUUGACUUUAGCGAAUAUGAAGAGCAGGGAAACGAGCACGAGGGUGCCAACGAAGAUUUAAAGGAAGAAUAUAGAGAAGAAAAGGAAGAAGUGCAAUUA
Ostertagia ostertagi is the source of this 636-nucleotide messenger RNA. Lineage: Eukaryota; Metazoa; Nematoda; Chromadorea; Rhabditida; Trichostrongylidae. The record is from the annotation of a GenBank genome assembly.